Molecule: messenger RNA, 1764 nt
Organism: Colletotrichum orchidophilum
Lineage: Eukaryota; Fungi; Ascomycota; Sordariomycetes; Glomerellales; Glomerellaceae
Exons: 2
Coding region: 1-1764 (587 amino acids)
Biological process (GO): microtubule-based movement
Source: RefSeq, a predicted model, not a curated record
AUGUCGUCGUCAGCAGCACCGAGCCUCGCCCACCGAUCCAUUGCCAAUAUCCGAACGGAGACAGGCUCUGGCAUCAGCGGUGGUCCCGCAAGUCCACACACCCCUUCUCGCAACAUCUCGUCCACAUUCGGCUCCCCAUCCAGUCUACGCGCCGAGGAAGACAACAUCGUUAUAGAGCUGGGUUCUCGCUUCAUUAAGCUUGGGUUCGCCGGAGAGCCAGCACCGAAAGCUGUACUGUCUCUAGGCCCCGAACAAGUGCGACGUGUUGGCGAUUUCCGCACCUGGGACCCAGAACACAAAGAUGAUUGGCGGCGACGCCCAACGGGCAAGACUUGGGGAAGUGACCACGAGCUCUGGCAGUAUGACGUGCGGACUGUUGACUUGGGGCUCGUGGAGGACAAGAUAGAUCGGUCCAUUCGAGAAGCAUUAAACAAGUUCCUGCUCAUCGACUCACGGCCGCGAAGGACUUCUCUCGUUCUUUCCUCGUCGAUACCCCUGCCAUUGCUGUCAUCCACCCUCGACGUUCUUUUCCAACGCUUUCAGGCACCAACUGUAUCUUUGAUGUCAUCUGCAGUCACGUCGGUUGUGGGAGCUGGCACUCGGUCAGCAUUGGUUGUGGAUCUUGGCUGGGCCGAGACCAGUGUGACGAGCGUCUAUGAAUACCGCGAGAUCCGCACAACAAGGACCACCCGGGCAGGCAAGAUGCUAGUUAAUGAGACACACAACCUGUUGCAGGAUGCACUGUCGACUUCACCGGCGCACUCGCAUAAGACUCGUCGCGAACGGGAGCAAGGGCAGCAUUCUCUAAGCUUUGAGGAGUGCGAAGAAGUCGCCUGCCGCCUCGUCUGGUGUCGCCAAGUCAAACGUGGUGAUCUACCAAGUGUUAGGCGGCAGCAGCAGCAGCAGCAGCAGCAACAACAGAAAUCCGAAGGAGAAACAUUGCCCACAGUCGAGGAACAGGACGAGUACUCGCCUCCAUCGCCCGUUGACGAGGAGCGGUCUGAUGGUAAUGUGGAGGUUGUGAUUCGAUCUGUGGAACCAGCCGAGAACCUGAGCUUGCCAUUUCAACAACUGUCCGAGCCGUGCGAAAACACCUACUUUGCACCACAUUACUCACGAAGUAGCUUCGACGACGACGAGCUCCCUGUCCAUCGCCUCAUCUACCAGCAUCUUGUCCAACUUCCCAUAGACGCUCGCGCAGUCUGUAUGUCGCGCAUUGUAUUUAUUGGCGGCUGCGCCAGAGUCAUUGGCUUAAGGCGCAGGAUAUUCGAUGAGCUGUCAAAAUUAGUACACGAGCGUGGCUGGAACCCCGUUCAGGGGCGUGCACCAAAGCAGUACGAGGAUAAUACGCUGCUGAAGAGAGGCAGCCGCCGGGCAACCGACGGCCCUACGGAGAUCGAGUCGGCCGCAAGGGAGACGGAAGACGGCAGAGUUACGGGCGAAGAUGAAGCUCGAAGCGCAGCGGAUGUCAUCGAGGAUUCCCUGAAGAAGCGAGACAGCCACUAUCCUAGAAUCCAAGGCACCCUCCGGCCUCUGGGUUCGCUCGGGCCAUGGGGAGGGGCCAGCCUGGCGUGCCAGCUCAAAGUGAUGGCGAUGGCCAACAUUGACCGUGAGCUGUGGCUACAACAGGGGGUCAACGGGGCUUCACGGCCGAAUGAAGUCGACGUAAAGGCUCAGCAACGUCAAAGCAUGGGCCCCGGUGGAUUGAUGCGCGGAGCCGGAGGUCAAUCGAAUUGGACGUUGGGGGCAUGGGGAUCUUUAUAG